Chlorocebus sabaeus (green monkey) is the source of this 1940-nucleotide messenger RNA. RefSeq names its product autophagy related 4B cysteine peptidase (gene ATG4B). Lineage: Eukaryota; Metazoa; Chordata; Mammalia; Primates; Cercopithecidae. Gene Ontology annotation, molecular function: cysteine-type endopeptidase activity; protein-phosphatidylethanolamide deconjugating activity. The record is from RefSeq and is a predicted model, not a curated record. Gene Ontology annotation, biological process: mitophagy; C-terminal protein lipidation; protein processing. Gene Ontology annotation, cellular component: cytoplasm.
AGACCGUACGGCGACAUGGGCGCGCUGGGCACGUCCGUACCGCAAGAUGGCUGCUCGGACAGGGACAGAGCCCGCCUCUGCCGCCUGGACAACUGCUCCCGGGUCCUCUAAGAGGAGGAAGCGCCACCCAUGGCACGCAGUGUCCCGUCGGACAGCAGAGCGAGCCGUCGUCCCGCGACACGACCCCACGCCGCUCGCAGGGCGCCCGGGGCUCGCGUUGGCCCGGCCGUACGCCAAAAUGGCGGCUCCCGCGUAUUUCCGCUUGCGCGCCGUAUCCUCUUUGCCGCCUGCCGCGCGCCCCGAUUGGCCCCCGCGGCGUCCCGUCGCCGCGUCGCGCUGCGGGCCCGUCGGAGCGACGCCGCUUGGGUCAGUCGGCGGCCGGACUGGGAAGAUGGACGCAGCCACUCUGACCUACGACACUCUCCGGUUUGCCGAGUAUGAAGAUUUUCCGGAGACCUCAGAGCCCGUUUGGAUACUGGGUAGAAAAUACAGCAUUUUCACAGAAAAGGACGAGAUCUUGUCUGAUGUGGCAUCUAGACUUUGGUUUACAUACAGGAAAAACUUUCCAGCCAUUGGGGGGACAGGCCCCACCUCGGACACAGGCUGGGGCUGCAUGCUGCGGUGUGGACAGAUGAUCUUUGCCCAAGCCCUGGUGUGCCGGCACCUAGGCCGAGAUUGGAGGUGGACACAAAGGAAGAGGCAGUCAGACAGCUACUUCAGUGUCCUCAAUGCGUUCAUCGACAGGAAAGACAGUUACUACUCCAUUCACCAGAUAGCGCAAAUGGGAGUUGGCGAAGGCAAGUCCAUAGGCCAGUGGUACGGGCCGAACACUGUCGCCCAGGUCCUCAAGAAGCUUGCUGUCUUCGACACGUGGAGCUCCUUGGCAGUCCACAUAGCAAUGGACAACACCGUUGUGAUGGAGGAAAUCAGAAGGUUGUGCAGGACCAGCGUUCCCUGUGCAGGAGCCACUGCGUUUCCUGCAGAUUCCGACCGGCACUGCAACGGAUUCCCUGCCGGGGCUGAGGUCACCAACAGGCCGUCGCCAUGGAGACCCCUGGUGCUUCUCAUUCCCCUGCGCCUGGGGCUCACAGACAUCAACGAGGCCUACGUGGAGACGCUGAAGCACUGCUUCAUGAUGCCCCAGUCCCUGGGCGUCAUCGGAGGGAAGCCCAACAGCGCCCACUACUUCAUCGGCUACGUUGGUGAGGAGCUCAUCUACCUGGACCCCCAUACCACGCAGCCGGCCGUGGAGCCCACCGGCAGCUGCUUCAUCCCGGACGAGAGCUUCCACUGCCAGCACCCGCCGUGCCGCAUGAGCAUCGCAGAGCUCGACCCGUCCAUCGCUGUGGGGUUUUUCUGUAAGACUGAAGACGACUUCAAUGACUGGUGCCAGCAAGUCAAAAAGCUGUCUCUGCUCGGAGGUGCCCUGCCCAUGUUUGAGCUGGUGGAGCAGCAGCCUUCACACCUGGCCUGCCCUGAUGUCCUGAACCUGUCCCUAGAUUCUUCUGAUGUAGAGCGACUGGAAAGAUUCUUCGACUCAGAAGAUGAAGACUUUGAAAUUCUGUCCCUUUGAAAAUCCUGGGGUCGGGGGUGGCACCUGUGAGAGCCUGGGGCUCCUGGUGCUGCCGCAUUUCAUCCAUACCGCCCGCUCGCCUGCCGAGGGCUGCGCCCCGUGCUGCCUCCCCCCAGAGGGCCACCCGCUCUGCUCGUGGACUGAGGCUGCGCUGCCCGGGAGGCCUUACUGCUUGGUGUCCGACUGCCCAGCUCAGAGUGCCCAUCAGGGCCUGUGCAUCUGCACACGGAGCCGUCUGUCAGGAGCUUCCAGAGCGUUCUCUGGACACUGCCAGCCCCGCGUUAGCGCCUGGGCCUCAGUCCCACUUGCUCCCAGGCGCCAGUUCUGUGGUUGGUUUGGAAUUAAAGUCCUGUUUGAAGUUGUCAGA